AUGCCACUGGAGACCAACCCGACGAGGCACCACUCUGGCGACACCCACGCUGAUCAGUUGUCUCUGCAACACGUUCUAGCCCAGCGCUGCGAAGACAAUGAUGACGAGGAACAGGAGGACCCAUGUGAUGGUGGCCGGGCCUGCUCCUGCAUGAAACCGCUGGCUGAACACCCAGAAGCAAAAUGGUCCCUUAGCCGAGCUGCCGUGAGAAGAUUCAACAUGAUGCGCGAACAACUUCAAUAUCGAGAUGCGGGAUCGUUUGGAAUCCAGAUUUUCGGCGAGUAUUCCAUCUGGGGUACGAUCAAAGUGAUAGACAAUCAGAUUCUGGACUUCCAGGAGGCGAAUGACUGGAAGGAACAAUGGGCAGUCUGCGAAGCCCUUGCCAUUUUACUCGGUGCCGAAGAACUUAGCGAUAUGGAAUGCGAACCCGGAGGUGAAAAUCUCGCUGCGAUCAUUUCCUUGACUAUCGAAAAUACAGAGGGACUGGCCAACUAUGGCCUAGAUUUCGAAGAACUUGACGAGGCCGUUCUAGCCUAUGCGCUAAAACACAAUAUCCUUCUGCUAGACGUUCUCGGAUCGCAACAACACAUCAAGCGGCUCUCCGAGAAGACCCGUACAUUUAGUCUCCGUGAAAAUGACGCGAACGACAGCGACCCCUGA
This is a messenger RNA of Penicillium manginii, 660 nucleotides long. RefSeq lists its product as uncharacterized. The record is from RefSeq and is a predicted model, not a curated record. The transcript is spliced from 4 exons. NCBI's taxonomy places the organism in Eukaryota, Fungi, Ascomycota, Eurotiomycetes, Eurotiales, Aspergillaceae. The coding region runs from base 1 to 660 and encodes 219 amino acids.